AUGGAUCAAUCUCCGAACCCCUUAUUGGACGAUUCCGAUCGCGUCCGAUCCAAGCAACAGGGUCGGAAGCGGAAGAGAGUAUCAGUGGCAUGUCGGUCAUGUCGCGUCCGCAAGUCUCGUUGCGACGGUGCGAUACCGUGCUCAUCAUGUGAAGAUAUGGAGACGGAGUGUCGAUAUGAACAGCCGUACAGUCAGCCUGUGGCAAUCACUAACCCCAGCAGCUCUGAGCGACAAGAUGAGAGUCAGCUUGAGCAGCGAUUGCAGGCAAUAGAAAAAAGACUGCGGCUAUCCGGGCUGGACAAGGCCUUCGAUAGCCCGGAAACGAACAUGGCGGCCUCUCCCGCUAUGCCGGAGAGCCAGGACCCGCAGCACAGUCCUGGGAUGAAGGGCCCAUUGGAUCAAGACGAUGAAGUCGAUGGCAUGGGCUCUGUGGCACUCAAAGAUGGAGCCGAUGAAGACGAAUAUUUCGGCGCUUCGUCCAAUGUGGCCUUCCUGCGCUUUAUUAUUCAUGCUGUCGGUGCCAACUCGGCAGAAAACUUACCUCCCUCAACCAUAGAUUCUUCCAGUGGGCUUCGGCCGCCGAGUGAUGACCAUUUCGAUGCGUUCUUGAGAAGACCAUCGGGUGUCAGCAGUGAAAUUGAGGGUCAGGGCAGAACUCGCGUGAAUGCGUUUGGGCUUCCCGCUGAAAUGGAAUCCGACGCCUUAUUGCAUUUGUUUUUCACCACAGUCAAUCUAAUGAUCCCCUGCAUUCACGAGUGCUCAUUUCGAGACACGUACAGGAAGUUGCACACUGAUGGGAUCCGGAGUGUGCGGAGAUCCUGGCUCGCGACCUUGAAUGUCGUGUUUGCUCUCGCCACAAAUGUCAUGACGGCAACUUCGCCGAAUAUUGAACGAGCCACGAGGGCCAGUAUGUAUUUUGAGCGGGCCAUGGAAUUGGUCAAAUCGGAUAUUCUAGGGCGUCUUUCAUUGGAAAUGGUGCAAUUGUUUCUUUUGAUGGAGGCAUACCUCGAAGGAACUACCUCUUCUUCACUUGCCUGGACACUACAUGGCCUGGCUGUCAAAGGGCAUACCAACUUGGACUCCAUGUUAUGGACUCGAAGAGCCUCUCGCCAACCGAUCGAGAAGUCCGAAGGAGAUCAUGGUAUUGCAUUCAGCAAUGUCCCAAGUGGUAUCACCAUAUCCAGCCUGGCAUAUUUCGAUUCCUUGAUAUCCGUCACUCACAUCAUGGGCGAUGCCCUAGAACGCCUCUAUGACCAAAACCUCGGUCUCCGCACCCGUCUCCCCAUGAGCGAAAGCCUCAACCAGAUCUCCAAACUUCGCUGGGAACUAGCCCAAUGGCAGGAUCGUCUCCCAUCCUGUUUACGAAUCAUAACCUCCCAGGACACGCUGGACGAUGUCCCACUGACAGUCGGAACCACCAGACUCCGCGUCCUCCUUUCUCUCCGCUUCCUCGGAGCAAGAAUCCUCAUUCUCCGACCGGUUCUCAGUCAAUUCCUGGAUUUGCCAGGCAUGACAACCUCAAACGAAUAUCAAUCUGAAUGGCUCCGGAAUUCCGGCGCCGUCUUACUAGCAGAUCUAGUCCGCACUUGCGGCGAUGUCCUGCAAAUCAGUAAGAAUAUCCUAGCUGGUUCUAGGAACGAUCAGAACUUGCUCGGUGCUUGGUGGUUCUCUUGUUAUUAUACGUUCAACUCCUCGCUCGCAGUCCUAGGAAUCCUCCUGAUAAAACGAAUCCCAGCUUAUUCAGGCCAACUAUCCACAUUCUCCAUCGCCGAGCUACGCGGCCUCCUCGAAACAGCAAUGGAAAUUCUCCGCGGACUAAACAAAGGCAGUGAAACCGUCAUGCGGUGUCGGGAUACUCUAACAAGACUUAUCACUGCAUUUGAUUUCGACGCAGGAUUCGCACCAGCAUCGUUCUCUCUGUCUCCAUCUAGUGCUUGGGCAUGGCAACUUGUGAAUCCGGGGUUGUUUAGCUCGGAGGCAUCGUUAAGUCUUGCUCCGGGGACUGUCGAUGUUACGCCGAACUCUCAGUUGCCGAUAUCGACGGAUCUGGAGUCGGACAUGGCAGGCGAGAUUCGUUUAGGGCGCGGAUGA
Molecule: messenger RNA, 2091 nt
Organism: Penicillium paradoxum
Lineage: Eukaryota; Fungi; Ascomycota; Eurotiomycetes; Eurotiales; Aspergillaceae
Product: Zn(II)2Cys6 transcription factor
Exons: 10
Coding region: 1-2091 (696 amino acids)
Biological process (GO): DNA-templated transcription; positive regulation of transcription from RNA polymerase II promoter by galactose
Cellular component (GO): nucleus
Molecular function (GO): RNA polymerase II cis-regulatory region sequence-specific DNA binding; DNA-binding transcription factor activity, RNA polymerase II-specific; zinc ion binding
Source: RefSeq, a predicted model, not a curated record